This is a messenger RNA of Alosa alosa (allis shad), 3358 nucleotides long. It is a transcript of the gene pygb, whose product is annotated as phosphorylase, glycogen; brain. Gene Ontology annotation, cellular component: cytoplasm. Gene Ontology annotation, biological process: glycogen catabolic process. Lineage: Eukaryota; Metazoa; Chordata; Actinopteri; Clupeiformes; Clupeidae. Bases 1 to 2544 code for a protein of 847 amino acids. The record is from RefSeq and is a predicted model, not a curated record. The transcript has 20 exons. Gene Ontology annotation, molecular function: pyridoxal phosphate binding; glycogen phosphorylase activity.
AUGGCCAAGCCACUGACCGACCAGGAGAAGAGAAGACAGAUCAGUGUCAGGGACAUUGCAGGGCUCGGUGAUGUCGCGGAAAUAAAGACCAACUUCAACAGGCAUCUACACUUUACACUGGUGAAGGAUCGCAAUGUUGCCACCCCAAGAGAUUAUUACUUUGCCCUGGCACAUACCGUCAGAGACCACCUGGUUGGAAGGUGGAUACGCACCCAGCAGUAUUACUAUGAAAAGGACCCAAAGCGAAUCCACUACCUGUCUUUGGAGUUUUAUAUGGGUCGGACCCUUCAGAACACCAUGAUAAACCUUGGCCUCCAGAACGCAUGUGAUGAAGCAAUAUACCAGCUUGGUUUGGAUCUGGAAGAACUUGAAGAUAUAGAGGAAGAUGCUGGGUUAGGCAACGGAGGACUAGGGCGUCUUGCAGCUUGCUUUCUGGACUCCAUGGCCACCUUGGGUCUGGCUGCCUAUGGUUAUGGGAUCCGCUACGAGUUUGGCAUCUUCAAUCAGAAGGUUACCAAUGGCUGGCAGGUGGAGGAGGCUGAUGAUUGGCUGCGCUAUGGUAACCCUUGGGAGAAGGCACGGCCUGAAUACAUGCUACCUGUGCAUUUCUAUGGCCAUGUGGAGCACACUGCAGAGGGUGCCAAGUGGAUCAACACUCAGGUUGUUCUGGCCAUGCCCUACGACACUCCUGUACCCGGAUACAAGAACAACACGGUCAACACCAUGAGGCUGUGGUCAGCCAAAGCACCCAACGACUUCAACCUGGAAGAGUUCAAUGUUGGGGAUUAUAUUCAGGCAGUACUGGACAGGAACCUUGCAGAAAACAUCUCCAGGGUUUUGUACCCCAAUGACAAUUUCUUUGAGGGGAAGGAGCUGCGUCUAAAGCAGGAGUAUUUUGUGGUGGCCGCCACACUGCAGGACAUUAUCAGACGCUUCAAGUCCUCCAAGUUUGGCUGCAGAGACCCAGUCAGGACGUCUUUCGAGACUUUCCCUGACAAGGUGGCCAUCCAGCUAAAUGACACCCACCCAGCCCUCGCCAUUCCAGAACUCAUGCGCAUUCUGGUGGACGUGGAGAAGCUUGACUGGGACAAGGCGUGGGAGAUAACCACCAAGACAUGUGCCUACACAAACCAUACUGUUCUCCCAGAGGCUCUGGAGCGAUGGCCUGUCACCAUGUUUGAACUCCUCCUGCCUAGGCAUCUCCAGAUCAUCUACGAGAUCAACCAGCGCCACCUGGAUAAAAUCAAAGAGCAGUUCCCAGGAGACAUGGACCGCUUGCGAAGGAUGUCCCUGAUUGAGGAAGGAGAGCCCAAGAGGAUCAACAUGGCUCAUCUGUGUGUAGUGGGCUCCCAUGCGGUCAAUGGAGUAGCUCAAAUCCACUCAGACAUCGUCAAGAGCACUGUCUUCAAGGACUUUUAUGGCAUGGAACCAGAGAAAUUCCAGAACAAAACCAAUGGAAUCACUCCUCGCCGUUGGCUGUUGCUGUGUAACCCUGGUCUUGCCGACCUCAUCACUGAGAAAAUUGGAGAAGACUUCACGACUGACCUUUUUCAGCUCAGGAACCUGCUGGACUUCAUUGACGACGAGGCUUUCAUCCGUAACUUGGCUAAUGUUAAACAGGAAAACAAGCAGAAAUUUGCAGUGUAUCUGGAGAAUGAGUACCACGUGAAGAUCAAUCCAGAGUCCAUCUUUGACAUCCAGGUCAAGAGAAUUCAUGAGUACAAGAGGCAGCUCCUCAACUGCCUGCACAUCAUCACUUUCUACAACCGCAUUAAAAAAGAUCCAAACAAGGUCUUUGUCCCAAGAACAAUCAUGAUUGGAGGAAAGGCUGCCCCCGGAUACCACAUGGCCAAGCUGAUCAUUAAGCUCAUCACUUCAGUGGGGCAGGUGGUGAAUAAUGACCCAGUGGUGGGAGACCGGCUGAAGGUGAUCUUCCUGGAGAACUACAGGGUUUCGCUGGCAGAGAAAGUGAUCCCAGCAGCUGACCUCUCGGAGCAGAUCUCCACAGCGGGCACCGAGGCCUCUGGGACGGGUAACAUGAAGUUCAUGUUAAAUGGCGCCCUCACCAUCGGCACCAUGGACGGAGCCAACGUGGAGAUGGCCGAGGAGGCAGGCGAGGACAACCUCUUCAUCUUUGGCAUGAGGGUGGAGGACGUGGACGCCAUGGAUCGGAAGGGAUAUAACGCUAAAGAAUACUACGAUCGACUCCCAGAGCUGCAACAGGCAAUUGAUCAGAUCCGCAGUGGAUUGUUCAGUCCCAAAGAGCCUGAGCUCUUCAAGGACGUGGUCAACAUGCUGAUGAAUCACGACAGAUUCAAAGUGUUUGCUGAUUACGAGGCAUACAUUGCUUGUCAGGAAAAAGUGAAUGAACUUUACAAGAACCCAAAAGAAUGGACCAAGGUGGUCAUCAGGAACAUUGCGGCCUCUGGCAAGUUCUCCAGUGACCGCACCAUCUCUGAGUACGCCAGGGAGAUAUGGGGCGUGGAGCCGUCCAACGUCAAGAUCCCUCCUCCGAAUGAGCCGCGCAUCAGCGGAGAUGCCUGAGCCGCAAUCCCUACACUAUCCUCUUCCUCGCUGACUUCUUUCAUCACUCCGUCAGUUACCGCGUCAACCCAGCGAGUCGAGGGGAUGUCAUUAACAGAUCCAACAAGCCUGUUUGAAAAAAGUUGCCUUAUUGUAUCUAACCUUUUGUUCUUUCACUUUUAAAGGUAAUGCCCCUUAAAUCCACCCUGUGCCCUUAGGCUGUGGGUGGCUGCCGUGCCUCAAUCUUUUGUAUAUCACCCGUCAGGCCAGACGUAUUGUGCAAUUGUACAAGCUAUACAUUUGGGAUCAAUAUGAAAUGACACGAGUUGUCAUAUUGUCCUUGGUGUGAAUGUGAAUGUUAAAUAAAUUAUACAAAAGUGCAAAAAGCAAUACAGUAAAUCAAACAAUAGUGAGAAGUAUAAUGUUUCUGUAUGGAUGUCAGUUGGAUUUCUUAACCAUUUAGUCACACCGUGAAUUAGGAAACCUAGAGUCCAGUUUCUAGGCAUGUCGUGUGAUGCAUCUUAAACACAUAUGGAAAUAACAAUGUUUGGGGCAGCUCAACAAUGUGAGGCAUUUCUAGGAAUUACUGGGGGAAAAAAACAAAAUCCAAAACAUCAGCUUCAUGUUCAACCUUUACAACUUUUGCUGUAUUUGUGCUGUGCAUGAUCUAUAAUGAUCAGGUAAACCCCAAAGCUACCUUUACAGAUGCAUACAUGUCUCUAAAUUGAAUGUACAAAGUCUUUAAGGCUGUGUCCCUGAACAAGUACUGUAUGAAAUCAUUUUGAUAUAUUAAAAGUCAGAUUUAACUGAUACUUAAAUAAACACUUAAAAAUUA